Urocitellus parryii (Arctic ground squirrel) is the source of this 2889-nucleotide messenger RNA. It is a transcript of the gene Brinp1, whose product is annotated as BMP/retinoic acid inducible neural specific 1. Gene Ontology annotation, cellular component: dendrite; cytoplasm; neuronal cell body. NCBI's taxonomy places the organism in Eukaryota, Metazoa, Chordata, Mammalia, Rodentia, Sciuridae. The record is from RefSeq and is a predicted model, not a curated record. Gene Ontology annotation, biological process: negative regulation of mitotic cell cycle; cellular response to retinoic acid; positive regulation of neuron differentiation.
CGCGGCGCACUUGGACUUCCCUCUCCAUUCGCCAGCCGCCUCGCUCCCGGUCCCCACGGCUGCGAACUGAUCUGGCGCGGGGGGAGGAGGAGAGCGCAGGCGAGAGUGGGAGAGAGCUGGCGAGAGAGCCGGAGCCAGGAGCCGGGAGGCACAGGGAGUAGUGACCGCCUUCCGGAGCCGGGAUUCAUGCCUGUCCUCGGGACCAGCGAAGGGGACUUUACGGCUGAGUAUGAGCCAGGCUGCUAGGAGCCAGGUAUCCCCACGCCUGCAGUCCCCGCGCCGUCCCCGGUAUGCGAGCUGGACGCAGGGCUCUCCCAAGUUCCCACCGAGCAGAAUAAAAAGCGUCCGCCCGCAGCUCUCCGCCAAAGACGGACAUUGACUCCAGGACUCCAGAGAAUGGAGCAAGAAUGAGAGGAAAAAGGCCGGCAGAAAAGCAUGAACUGGAGGUUUGUUGAGCUCCUCUACUUCCUGUUUGUAUGGGGCCGUAUCUCAGUGCAGCCCUCCCACCAGGAACCAGCUGGGACAGACCAACAUGUCUCCAAGGAAUUUGAUUGGCUUAUUUCAGACAGGGGGCCUUUCCACCACUCCAGGAGCUACCUAUCCUUUGUGGAAAGACACCGACAAGGAUUUACAACCAGAUAUAAAAUAUACAGGGAGUUUGCCCGUUGGAAGGUGAGGAACACAGCCAUUGAGAGGAGAGAUCUGGUUCGUCAUCCAGUACCCCUCAUGCCAGAGUUUCAAAGGAGCAUCCGUCUGCUUGGCAGGAGACCCACCACUCAGCAGUUCAUCGACACCAUCAUCAAAAAGUACGGCACGCACCUCCUCAUCUCUGCCACAUUGGGAGGAGAGGAGGCUUUGACCAUGUACAUGGACAAAAGUCGCCUCGACAGGAAGUCAGGGAAUGCCACUCAAAGCGUCGAAGCUCUGCACCAGCUGGCGUCGUCCUACUUUGUUGACCGUGAUGGCACCAUGAGGAGGCUCCAUGAGAUCCAGAUAUCAACUGGAGCAAUCAAGGUCACAGAGACACGCACUGGGCCUCUGGGCUGUAACAGCUAUGACAAUCUGGACUCUGUGAGUUCCGUCCUUCUGCAAAGCACGGAGAGCAAACUGCACCUUCAAGGUCUUCAGAUAAUCUUCCCUCAGUAUCUGCAAGAGAAGUUUGUCCAGUCGGCCUUGAGCUACAUCAUGUGCAAUGGCGAGGGCGAGUACGUGUGCCAGAGCAGCCAGUGCCGAUGUCAGUGUGCCGAGGAGUUCCCGCAGUGCAACUGCCCAGUCACCGACAUCCAGAUCCUGGAGUACACGCUGGCCAACAUGGCCAAGUCAUGGGCUGAAGCAUACAAGGACCUGGAGAAUUCAGAUGAAUUUAAGUCAUUUAUGAAGCGUCUCCCCAGCAACCACUUCCUGACCAUCGGUAGUAUCCACCAGCACUGGGGCAACGACUGGGACCUGCAGAACCGCUACAAGCUCCUGCAGAGUGCCACGGAGGCUCAGAGGCAAAAGAUCCAACGCACUGCCCGCAAGCUCUUCGGUCUCAGUGUACGCUGCCGCCACAACCCCAACCACCAGCUGCCUAGAGAGAGGACAAUUCAGCAGUGGCUUGCAAGGGUCCAGUCGCUUCUCUACUGCAACGAGAACGGGUUUUGGGGAACCUUUCUGGAGAGCCAGAGGAGUUGUGUGUGCCACGGUAGCACCACACUUUGCCAGCGCCCCAUCCCCUGCAUCAUAGGAGGGAACAACAGCUGCGCCAUGUGCAGCCUGGCCAACAUCUCCCUCUGUGGCUCCUGCAACAAAGGCUACAAGCUGUACCGAGGCCGCUGCGAACCACAGAACGUGGACUCUGAGCGGAGCGAGCAGUUCAUCAGCUUCGAGACCGACCUGGACUUCCAGGACCUGGAGCUGAAGUACCUGCUGCAGAAGAUGGACUCGCGCCUCUACGUCCACACCACCUUCAUCAGCAACGAGAUCCGCCUGGACACCUUCUUCGACCCUCGGUGGCGCAAGCGCAUGUCCCUCACUCUCAAGAGCAACAAGAACCGAAUGGACUUCAUACACAUGGUGAUCGGCAUGUCCAUGCGCAUCUGCCAGAUGCGCAACAGCAGCCUGGACCCCAUGUUCUUUGUCUAUGUCAAUCCCUUCAGCGGGAGCCACUCGGAGGGCUGGAACAUGCCCUUUGGGGAAUUCGGCUACCCCCGUUGGGAGAAGAUCCGUCUCCAAAACAGCCAAUGCUACAACUGGACUCUCCUGCUGGGCAAUCGGUGGAAAACGUUUUUUGAGACAGUCCACAUCUACCUACGUAGUCGGACUCGGCUCCCUACCCUGCUGCGGAAUGAGACUGGCCAGGGCCCCGUGGACCUGUCUGAUCCCUCCAAGAGGCAGUUCUACAUCAAGAUCUCGGAUGUGCAGGUGUUCGGGUACAGCCUGAGGUUCAACGCCGACCUCCUGCGCAGCGCAGUGCAGCAGGUGAAUCAGUCCUACACACAGGGCGGCCAGUUCUACUCCUCUUCGUCCGUGAUGCUCCUCUUGUUGGAUAUUCGGGACCGAAUUAAUCGCCUGGCCCCUCCGGUGGCCCCGGGGAAACCGCAGCUGGACCUGUUCUCCUGUAUGCUGAAACACCGCCUGAAACUGACCAACAGCGAGAUCAUCAGGGUGAACCACGCGCUGGACCUCUACAACACUGAGAUCCUCAAACAGUCGGACCAGAUGACAGCCAAACUCUGCUAACGCGGGACCCCGGGCCAUGGACUGUCCCUUUUGUUGUACAAACACAACAGAACAAAGCAAAGCUAAACAAAACACAAAAAUUUGUAAAAUGUAAUUAAUGUUCAAAGAAAAAGGAGGAAAAAUCUUCAUUUGUUGGAAAACUAAAACGUUCUAGCAACUGUAUAAAAA